Messenger RNA from [Torrubiella] hemipterigena, 2262 nucleotides. The record is from the annotation of a GenBank genome assembly. NCBI's taxonomy places the organism in Eukaryota, Fungi, Ascomycota, Sordariomycetes, Hypocreales, Clavicipitaceae.
CGGUCAGCAUAUAAGAGCGAGGUAUAUUUAGAAAUAUCUGCAUUUCAGAUAAACAAGUGUAAAUUUUCUUAAAAUUUAAGAAAUAUGGUUGGGAAUAUGAAUUGAACGCGCCAGCUGGCAACUAAACACCACACAGCACCCAAACCUGAAUGACUCGCCAGAGGAUACGCUCCAAGCAAACACAACACAGAAUCCUCAGUGUAUAACCAAAUGGCUUGCUUCCAAGGCAGAUUGCUAGUGACAAUACCAGAGACUGGCUCCAGGGUAUGACCACAGCAUUACCCGGCGCAUGCGCGUACAGCACCCUGUGUUAACGAGCAAUAAAGGAAAUUAUUGCACAAAGAGAACAUCAAAUUCAAAAAUAGACCAUGAUUCUAGAGUUAUAAAUUUAGGGUCAAGGUUAGCCCUCGGGCGCCCGCAAAACCAAAAGAACAGUACCAACGUCCCUUUUAACGACCGCCGUGUUUGCUAACAAGGGUCUUACUGAGCGACAGAUAAUUGUACCGACGAAGAACAAAUAGCGCCGCUAUUGACGAAUAUCCACGCAUAAUUUAUUCAUCUAGUCCAAUGGUAGGAAGUAUAGGCUAUCCUCCUCCCAUCGCUCUUGGUGAAUCCGCCUCCUAUUUGUCAUGCCCAUGACAUCUGUGAAUGAUCAGACUAUCAAACUGUAUAAUUAUGGACCGUGUUAUAGAUCUAUGCCAGUUGCAUUGGCUUUCGAAGUGUUUGCGUCUGCGCCACACCGCCGCCCGUCCUCUCAAACGAACAAUACCGCCUUGCACCGGCCCGAGAGCUGUUCUACUCAAAAUGUCAGAUUCAAAGAGAACACAAGAAACUGUCAGUCUUGCUUAGCACAACUAAACAAAUGUCUAGGUUGGCGGCCUUGACUAGCAGAAUUCAUAUAUAAUCACAUGGAAUAGCUUCAAUCUGGAGCCUCAACAGCAUCUCCCCCACAGUCUCGAUUACUCAUACGCUUGAACAAACGGUCAAUUUAGAACAUCGACGAGAAAUAUGUACGGAUACUCGCGACGUCGGUUUGAAGACCGCAUUUCCUCUCCCUAUUACAGUUCAACGUCAAACUUUGUUUCAAACUCGCCAAUUACUGACCCCUGGAGCAUUGAUGUUGAGUAUGAUUGCCGUUGCCCCAGGACGAAUUGUCGACACCGAGAACAAUAUACGAUUUCAGCUGCUCUAGACAAUAGCCGGCCACGCCGACGUAGCUUUCCCUACUACAGUGAUGAUGGUACUGAAUCUGUUCUUUCAAGACCCUAUAGUGCCUACGAAGGUGUAAGGUACCAUCGAACGGAAAAGGAGUAUCGCCAUGAGAGAUCUAGCGAACCUUACGCUGGAUAUCAUGAUGAUAUUUUCAGCUCUAACAGUUUCCCCGAGUCGGAGCAAGGGUUUUCCAUCAACGGCAACAACAUAUAUGCCGGAGGUAAUGUUACGUAUAUUGAAAACAUGAAGAUUCGGAAAGACAGCAAGCAUGCGCAUCGAGUGCAUAUCGAAACACCGCUGCAGAUGAUGGCCGUCGAGGAUCGAACAGGACUAUGGCCUAAGAAGCGCCGCUACGUCCACAUAUCACCAAAACAGAAGAUGAGUCAACUGCUUGAAGAGUUACUUGGAAACUCUAGAAGCAGACGUGUGGUUGCACACCGAGGCCGUGGGCUUGGCAAUGUGAUACUGUCCCGUCAUCAUACCAUGGAAUCUCUGUUCCAUGAGGUCAAGUAUCUUGAAAUUGUCUAUGCGGAACAGACUGUGCUGGUUAGGAGAUACUAAGGUUGAAGGGUUAGUCUUGAUUUGGCUUUUUGUAACGGCUAGCCAAACUUGGCCUCUCGUAACGAGUGUCAGAUUCAAGUAAACGGUGGCGGUAGAGGGGCGUCAGGCCGUUUCCGACCACCAUCCAGAACUCCACUAGAAUAGCAAGUGGGAUAUUCCGAUUGACUGAAUACAAUGAACCUCAUGCAAACCUUACAAAUCAAGUCCGUUCCAGCGGAGCCCGGCGCCCGGCACGCCGUUGCGACAGCAAUCUGGUACGGUAGCCGGGCUGAAUCCGCCGCGGACUUUGCAUCGCAGUCGCACCUGCCAUCCAGCCCGUCAGCAGGGCCGCUGCAGGUGCCAUGUGUUGGAAAGUCUUUGCCGAAUUAGGGUGGUGUGUUCCAACUAUUGCGAGUGCGGAGUUGCGAAGUUGCGAGUGCGAAGGGCAGAGCCUCGUUGUGGAGCCUGAAAUGCUGAACUGUGCGUCAGCGCAGGAAUAUUACUCUGGGG